Messenger RNA from Rhipicephalus sanguineus (brown dog tick), 1720 nucleotides. Its product is annotated as serine/threonine-protein kinase 16. The transcript is spliced from 7 exons. Gene Ontology annotation, biological process: protein phosphorylation. Lineage: Eukaryota; Metazoa; Arthropoda; Arachnida; Ixodida; Ixodidae. The record is from RefSeq and is a predicted model, not a curated record. Gene Ontology annotation, molecular function: protein serine/threonine kinase activity; ATP binding. The coding region runs from base 231 to 1250 and encodes 339 amino acids. Gene Ontology annotation, cellular component: Golgi apparatus; cytoplasm.
UCGGCUCAGCUGGCUGUGCUCGCCGCGCAGAGCAGCAGCUGACGACACACCGGCGUCGGUGCGGAGUUGCUUUGUUUACUGCAAUGUGAGUGACGGCCCGGAGUGCGGCUUCUAGCCCAAGAUGGAAACCGCGUGGUCAUCUUGAAAACUUCCGAGGCUCCGCAGUCGACCAUCAUGCUGGCACACCCGCGAUUACGGACUGUCGACGCCUUCGCAACCACCGUAACAGCAUGAAUAGUCUGGGCCUCAGCAUCCUCUUCAACAUGGGCUGUACGUGCACGAAAGAGGCUGUGUGCAUCAACGGCAAGAGAUACGUGGUCAAGAGCAGACUGGGAGAAGGGUUCGUAUGGUUUGUUUAUCUCCCACCAGCCGCAUUACUCAAGUAUAUUUGUGGCCUUUGCAGGGGCUUCAGCGUAGUCGACCUGGUGUACGACGCGACCAGCCAGCGGCUAUUCGCGCUCAAGCGCAUCCCGUGCCACACGAGAGAGUCAGAACGGGACGCCAUGCGCGAGGCCGAGCUGUACAAGUCGUUCGAUCACCCCAACCUGGUCAGAUGCGUGGACGCCGCCCUCGUUCCGUGCCACGACCUCUCCAAGCCGUUCUCCAGCGAAGUCCUCAUCCUGCUGCCUUACUUCAGAAGGGGAACGCUCCAGGACGAGCUGACGAUGCGAGCGCGGUCGAGGGAGCACAUGCCCGAGGGACGGCUGCUGGAGAUCUUCACGGGCAUGUGCCACGGCGUUCAGGCCAUCCACAGUGCCACGCCAGUCGCCCUGGCACACAGGGACCUGAAGCCUGCAAAUGUGCUGCUCAGUGACGACGACGUGCCCGUGUGGAUGGACUUCGGCAGCAUGGGAAGAGCUCGGCUUGAUAUUGGCCGUACCAGUGAGGCCAUGGCACUGCAGGACUUGGCCACCGAAAAAUGCAGCAUGUCGUACCGGGCUCCUGAACUGUUCAACGUGGAAAGCCGUACAUCAAUAGAUGAGCGAGUUGACAUAUGGUCUCUUGGCUGCUGCCUUUACGCCAUGUGCUUCUUCCGGUCCCCAUUCGAGGCUGCCCACGAGCGAGGUGACAGUGUAGCCCUGGCCGUACUCAGUGGCCACGUCGACAUUCCUUCAGACAGCCCAUACUCUGGAGGGCUUCACGGACUUAUCCGCACAAUGUUGGAAGUGGACUGCUUGCAGAGGCCCUUCAUUGAGAGCGUCUUAGAGCAAGUCACAGCCCUCUCUGCUGCGGCAAACCAUAAGGUGUGAUCUCCUGGCUGCACUCCAACAGUGGGACACUUCACGUAUCGGCUGUGCGCUUGCCACUUCUACUGCCUGGACCAGAGCGAUGGCGUGAGGUGGCUAUCGACUCUAAGAUGUCGACCCAGCGGACAGGAAGAGAUACGUGUUACUUGGGUUGGUGUGAUUGCGUGAUGCCUGGAAUAAAGAAGGCAACAAGCUGGAGAGCAAACGCAGCCCCACACGAAUGCCAGAGUGAAGGCAGUUGGGACGCUUGUACUGCUUUCAGCAGCAGCGACUGUACCCCUGUGCUCGAUGCAAAUGUGCUACCUGCAAUUGUUCUGGUGUUUUUAUUUUUUUAGUAUCGGUGUUGUGGCGUGUUGAGUUUUUGUUAUUUUGCAAGGUGUUGCUGCCUGCUUGCAUGCACGCUGCAAUGCUAUGAUCUCCCGUUGGAUGUUUUGUUUGCUAUGGAGAGACUGAAAUAAAGGGAGCCUUGUUGU